This is a messenger RNA of Rhineura floridana, 2551 nucleotides long. RefSeq lists its product as uncharacterized. Bases 485 to 2536 code for a protein of 683 amino acids. The transcript has 5 exons. Lineage: Eukaryota; Metazoa; Chordata; Lepidosauria; Squamata; Rhineuridae. The record is from RefSeq and is a predicted model, not a curated record.
UAGAAAGAAAAGAAAAGCUGUUGUUAUGAUUAGCUUACUAGUAUGUUUCAAGGGUCAAGAUUCUCCGUUAGCCCUUCCCUCUGUCUCUCUGAUGGCGUUACAGUCCUAUUUAUGGCUACACAGAUGUAAGCCCUACUGAAUUGAAUGGGCUUACUCUUGGGUAAGAGGGUAUAGGACUGCCACCUUUAGGCAGAAGUAAACCUAAACUUCUCUCCAGCGCAUGUAAUACAGGCCUUAUCUACUUGAAAGUAAACAAAUUUGAGUUCAGUGGGAUUUGACUCCCAGGUAGAAGGCCCGGCCGACAAGCAUUGAUCCUGUGUGUUUGGAGGCUGUCUGUGCACUUCUGAGGCAAAGACGUCCCACCCCUUUGCAGCCUUUUCUACAGACUUCAGCACAGAGCAGAAGGCAGAAACCGGACACCUGUCCUCCAUAGAAAAACACCCUGUAUUAGCAGAGAGAAGGCCAGUGGUGAGGCUGUCCCAAAAUGGCUGCGAAGCGGGGAGUGACGUCGAAUCUUCAUUUGCAGGGGGAGUUGGAACAGGUGGCUCGGCGGCGGAAGAAAAUGGAGGAGGAUGAGGAGGAACACGAGAACCCAGACCCGGAGGAAGGCUGGAGGGGGAAAGGUGAGGCCUCUCGCGGCCCUCGAGACAAAGACGAGAGGCUGCCCAGAGGCCGAGCAGCUCAACAGAAGACCCUCCUUAACACAACUCGUUCCCCUCGCUCAGGGUGGAGGAACCCACCAGCAACCCGCCCUGCUGAGUGGGAAGACAGACAGGGCUUUUCAUCCUCUGUCGAGGGGCCGGCAGUGGCCCGCCAGUGGGCGAGGGGCGGACGAGCCGCUCGCCGCCCGACCAGCCUCUCCGGGGAAGGCCCAGAGGCCCACAACAGUCUGGACUCUGGGGAGAUUGGCGAGUCUGGGAUGGUGAAAGUGAAGGAGGAGGUCUUGGGCGACGACUCUGCCAGCAUGGAGAUGAAGCGCCAGCGCUUCCGCCAGUUCCGCUACCAGGAGGCCGAGGGGCCCCGGGAGGUGUGCAGCCAGCUCUGGUAUCUUUGCCAUCGGUGGCUGAAGCCCGAGAGACACACCAAGGAGCAGAUCCUGGAGCUUCUGAUCCUGGAGCAGUUCCUGGCCAUCCUGCCGCCGGAUAUCCAGAGCUGGGUGAGAGAACACGAACCGGAGACCUGCUCUCAAGCGGCUGCCUUGGCCGAGGAUUUCCUGCAGAUGCAGCGAGAGGCUGAGAGGAGGGAACAGCAGGUGCUCGGUCUGUUCGAGAUGGACAAUGCAGAUUCUCCAGAAACUGAGGCUGAGCAGCCUCCGUCGGACUCUGGGCCGAAGCCUCUGUUCAAGGAAACCAAGCAAGAGGCUGAUGAGGAAGAGGCCAGCAAUUUGGGGACCCUUGGGCAGGUGGAACCACGGGCAGGUGGCCCCCUUCCCCUCUACCCAGAAGAGGGCAGCUCUGAUGAUGAGGGCCUCUUGGACCUUGUGUAUGCCGCCAACCUCGAGAUCCACAGUAGGCGACCACCCCGACGGACCCGCCUCAUCCGGAUGCGUACCCACGAGCUCCAGGUGUCCGACGAGGAAUGCCUGACCCGCUUCCGACUGGACCGCCAGGCCAUCCAGGAUCUGUGCACUCUGCUGGCGCCAUACCUGGACGGGGCCUCUGCGAGCCGCAGGCACAUCCCCACCUUGCAGAAGGUCCUGAUAGCGCUGCAGGUCCUUGGGACUGGUUCCUUCCAGCGGAUGACGGGCGACAACCUGCGGGUGUCCCAGUCCUCCGUCAGCCGCUGCCUGGACGCCUUCCUGGAGGCCAUGCUCCGCCACGUGCACGAGCACAUCACCUUCCCCACCACCGACUCAGAACUUCGGCGCACCCGGGAAGCAUUCUUCGACAUUGCAGGCUUCCCAAAUGUCAUCGGGAUUGUGGACUGCACUCAUGUGCCCAUCAUAGCACCGGCAGAUAUGCCAGCACUCUACCGCAAUUGCCAUAACUUCCACAGCCUGAAUGUGCAGGCCACCUGUGAUGCGUCAGGGUGCUUUACUCAUGUGUUGGCAAAGUUCCCUGGGAGUGUCCACGAUGCCCGGAUAUUCCAGCUGUCCCAACUGCAGAGGCUUCUGGAGUCAUGGCCUGAAGGGAAGGGAUGGCUUUUGGGUGACUGUGGCUACCCCUUGCGUCCUUUUCUCAUGACGCCGCAUCCUGAUGAAGGCCCAGAACCUGUGGCCCGUUACAACGCCACACAUGAGACAACACGGAUGGUGGUGGAGAGAGCCUUUGGGCAGCUGAAGAUGAGGUUCCGGUGCCUCCACUCCACUGGGGGCCGCCUUAUGCUCCGCCCAGAGAAGGUGGCCAAGGUGUUCGUGGUUUGCGCCAUGCUGCACAACAUGGCCCUGCGGCGUCAGUUGCCCAUUAUCAAUGGUGGACAAGGGGUGGACACCGAGGUCCCCGUGUCUCCCUACCUGGAAACCGAUGGCAUUGUAGAGCAAGAUCCUCGUGGGGUGGAUGUUCGGGAGCAAAUAAUUAGCACUUAUUUCUCACAAUAAAUUCAACUUUCAGUA